Fonsecaea nubica is the source of this 978-nucleotide messenger RNA. RefSeq lists its product as hypothetical. Lineage: Eukaryota; Fungi; Ascomycota; Eurotiomycetes; Chaetothyriales; Herpotrichiellaceae. Gene Ontology annotation, biological process: fatty acid catabolic process; acyl-CoA metabolic process. Gene Ontology annotation, molecular function: fatty acyl-CoA hydrolase activity. The record is from RefSeq and is a predicted model, not a curated record. The transcript has a single exon. The coding region runs from base 1 to 978 and encodes 325 amino acids. Gene Ontology annotation, cellular component: peroxisomal matrix.
AUGAGUGUGCCGAUGGCGAGCACUCUCUCAGAGCAGAUUGCCGUCAAAGCAACUGGUCCAGAUGAGUUUUGCUCACUAUUCCCGCCGGCAAGAGGAGCGAAUCAACUUGGCAUUGCGUAUGGCGGAUGUACAAUGUCCAUCGGCGUCCACGCUGCAUAUCACACUGUGAAACCCGGCUACAAUCUCUACUCCGUGCUGGGACACUUUCUCGGACCAACAAGAACGGAUCGUACCUUGACUUGUCGAGUUCAACGUUUGCGCGACACGAGAACAUUUGCGACACGCCGCGUUGAUGUAUGGCAGAGUCUUCCCAGUGGAGAACAGCGGCUCUGCAUGACGCUGCAAGCUGACUUCCACAUCAAUGAACCAGCAAUGAUGGAAUAUUCAGCGCCGCCGAAAGGUCGAUACAGUGACUGGAGCCAAUGUCCGCGAGUGGAGAAGUUGGCAGAAGACCUUUUGGCAAAAGGCCACAUCACGGAGGAAGAUGCCCGAGCUUAUCGACAUACCACUUCUGUCUUGCUUUCAUUCUUCGAGAACCGAUUUUGUCCCGAGGGAAUCUGGGGACAGAAUCUCGGUGGAGCUGCAAAGCAGCUUCGGACGACCCAAGACCACCUUCCAAUCACUUCCAAGACGUCUGGAGACUGGUUUAGAACAGCUCAACCUCUGACCUCCAGGGCCGAGCAUCUUGCAGCUCUGGCCUUCAUGAUGGAUGCAGGACCGUCUUUCAUGCCGCUGAUCCACGACCACAAAGGCAUGCAUGAUGCUGGUGCUGCGUCAACGCUGGACUUUGCCCUGAGAGUGUUUGUCAACGAUGUUGACAUGACCCGCUGGCAUCUCCGAGAGCGCAUGACCCGAACUGCGGGAGUUGCGCGGAACUAUGCGGAGUCAAGGAUCUGGGACGAGAGCGGCAAAAUGGUCGCUUCUAUGACGCAGCAGUGCAUGCUACGACCGAAGCCUCGCACGGGCGCAGCGUUAUAG